AAGUUGUUAUUGUAAAUUUUUUUUCUGUGGCUAGUUCAUUGACAACAUAAUUUGAAAUUUUGCUUUACCUAAAUUAAUGAAUCAAUAAUAGUUAUUAAUUUCUUAAAUUUGGACAUAAAUAGAAACAUAAAAGUUCACAUUAUAUUUUUUGUUUUAACAUUUAAUCAUGAAAGCUACUCUGAUUUUUGAUAGUAUCAAUGAUUUGUUAUUUUCAAAAUGGGACGACAUGUUUAUAAAACGGAUGAAAUGUUUCAAUGAACAGGUAAAUGAAGAUCUGAAUGACAGCCAUAAUAUAUCACAACUGCUGUCUCCCAUUAUUACAUCCCAACGGGUGAUGGCUGCUCAGUUUGGUAAUACAUAUUCUUCUAUGCAAUGUAAAGACAAAACUACUAUUGUAUUUGAUGAGUGGUUAGAUCAUGUGUUUAUAAUAAUUAGUGAAGAUAAGGUUGAAGAUGCUCAUAGGGAAUUACUUGACUGUAAAACAUUUGUGCAGCAUAUAUGUGGACAAAAUAUUAACUUGUUGCAUUCUCCAAUAUAUAAAGAUUGGUUAUCAGUGCUCUUGGAAAGUCGAGGCAAAGGCGAUUCUAUACCUGGCGCCAGUGGCGUUAUCGGCGAAAGUGGAGUCAUUGUUACUGCGCUAAACGCUCUCAAGUCGGCCGUUAAAGAAAUUAAAUGCUCUCCUUACCAGCACUAUCAUCUUAUGUUAUAUGUUGGUGACAAGUUGCUUGCACUUUAUUCCAGUAAAGGCAGUGAAGAUUUAACACCUCCUGAUUUAAUAUUACUGAGCAUUCAGUGUGUUGCUGCUCAAGAAUAUUGGAAAAAUGUGGAGGAAAAAAAUGACGAUGUUCAGAAAACCCGGUUACCUUGGUUAUCUCAAGAGAACAGUGCGAUUGUGAAUGUCUGUGCGGGCACUGCAGCUAGCCCGUGCGCACCCUAUUCAAUGCACCUCGCUGAAGUAGCUCCACGUAUCACAUUUGUUAUACUUCUUGAUAUGGAAUUAAGGGAAGUGGGUAUUGCCGUACAUAUGUCAAACCAAAUAUUGUCAAAUUUAAGGAGGCUGUUACUGCAAAGAAAUUUAGAGAUGGUACCUAACACACUUGAUACUUUAGAAGUUUCACUAAAAAAGGACACAAAUUUCCUGGACUCGAAAUUAAACAAUCCCUUAGGUAUAGCAGCUGGUUUUGACAAACAUGGUGAUGCUGUAAAUGGAUUGAAAAAUAUUGGUUUCUCCAUUAUUGAAGUUGGUUCAGUAACACCAGAACCACAGCCUGGUAACCCAAAGCCAAGAGUAUUUAGAUUACCAGAGGAUGAAGCUGUUAUUAAUAGAUAUGGUUUUAAUAGUGAAGGCCAUGACAAAGUCUAUAAAAAGAUAUGUAACAUUGACAAAACAUUAUUAGACAAUUGCUUAUUAGGAAUAAAUUUAGGUAAAAAUAAAGUGUCAGAAAAUGCUGUUCAAGAUUAUACUCUGGGUAUAAAGAAAUUUUGUGAUGUAGCUGAUUAUUUUGUUAUAAACAUUAGCAGCCCAAACACCCCAGGAUUAAGAUCUUUACAAAAAAAGGAAGAAUUACAUGAACUUUUGACAGAAAUAAAUAAAACAAGGAAUUUAGUUCAGUCAACAAAAAAGAUUCCCUUACUUCUGAAACUGGCUCCGGAUUUAACUAUAGAAGAAAUAAAAGAUAUAGUUUCUGUUAUUACAAAGAAAGAAAGUAAAGUUGAUGGUCUUAUAAUCUCAAACACUACUAUAGACAGACCCUUAUUAAUAAAUAAAACAUUUCCAAAUGAAACUGGAGGACUCAGUGGAAGGCCUUUAGCAAAUAAAUCUACAGAAAUGAUUAGAAAUGUAUAUAAGUUAACAAAAGGUAAAAUACCAAUAAUUGGUGUUGGGGGAGUCUUCACUGGACAAGAUGCAUAUGAAAAAAUUUUAGCUGGUGCUAGUGCAGUACAAAUAUAUACUGCCUUUAUUUACCAUGGUCCUCCAGUGAUCACCAAAAUAAAAUCAGAAUUGGCAGAAUUAUUGGAAAGGGAUGGUUAUAAAAAUGUAAAUGAAGCUGUUGGUAAAGGAGUGAAAUGACAACAAAUGAUGGUUACGUAAUAAAUUUAUAUAAUAUUUAUAUAUUUAGUUUUUUAUUAUAAAUUAUAUUUUAUGUAGAGUU
Molecule: messenger RNA, 2153 nt
Organism: Galleria mellonella (greater wax moth)
Lineage: Eukaryota; Metazoa; Arthropoda; Insecta; Lepidoptera; Pyralidae
Product: dihydroorotate dehydrogenase (quinone)-like
Exons: 11
Coding region: 167-2071 (634 amino acids)
Biological process (GO): 'de novo' pyrimidine nucleobase biosynthetic process; vesicle-mediated transport; pyrimidine ribonucleotide biosynthetic process
Cellular component (GO): mitochondrial inner membrane; cytoplasm
Molecular function (GO): dihydroorotate dehydrogenase activity
Source: RefSeq, a predicted model, not a curated record